This is a messenger RNA of Pangasianodon hypophthalmus (striped catfish), 979 nucleotides long. It is a transcript of the gene fth1a, whose product is annotated as ferritin, heavy polypeptide 1a. The record is from RefSeq and is a predicted model, not a curated record. NCBI's taxonomy places the organism in Eukaryota, Metazoa, Chordata, Actinopteri, Siluriformes, Pangasiidae. Gene Ontology annotation, biological process: iron ion transport; intracellular iron ion homeostasis. Gene Ontology annotation, molecular function: ferrous iron binding; ferric iron binding. The coding region runs from base 244 to 777 and encodes 177 amino acids. The transcript is spliced from 5 exons. Gene Ontology annotation, cellular component: cytoplasm.
UGCGCGACGGCUCAAUGUCACAUCGAUCCCAGCUCCUGGACAGAGAGAAGGUUCUCCGCUUCAACAGUGCUUGAACGGCAACCUUAGCUUCUGUCUUUCAUCGCAAUCACUUCCUUUAACUCUGAUAAGUUUAGCACGGAGAAACUACUUAAUCUUAAACUAAAGAAUUUAGCUUGCAGCGCUGAAAAAAAGCCGUAAAUCAUCCGCUUUGCUAAACUACGAAACUAAACCGACUAAAGCAACAUGAGCUCUCAGGUGAGACAGAAUUUCCACCAGGACUGCGAGGCUGCCAUCAACCGGCAGAUCAACCUGGAGAUGUACGCUUCCUACGUCUACCUGUCCAUGUCGUACUUCUUCGACAGAGACGACCAGGCUCUGCACAACUUUGCCAAGUUUUUCCGCAAGCAGUCGCACGAGGAGCGCGAGCAUGCAGAGAAACUGAUGAAAGUCCAGAACCAGAGGGGAGGAAGAAUCUUCCUGCAGGACAUCAGGAAACCGGAGCGUGACGAGUGGGGCAGCGGUGUGGAGGCCCUGGAGUGCGCACUACAGCUGGAGAAGAAUGUUAACCAGUCCCUGCUGGACCUGCACAAGGUGGCCUCUGAUCACAACGACCCUCACAUGUGUGACUUCAUUGAGACGCACUACCUGGACGAACAGGUGAAGUCCAUUAAGGAGCUUGCUGAUUGGGUGGCUAACCUGCGCCGUAUGGGAGCGCCUCAGAACGGCAUGGCUGAAUAUCUGUUUGAUAAACACACGCUGGGCAGCGAGAGCAGCUAAAUCGCCUCCACGCCACCUUCACUUACACCAUCCUGCCAUCUUCCUUUUUCCAUUCUUCUACCACACGGUGGUCCAGUUAGACGCGCUCAGUUUUCAGCUCCAGCUUGCUUCCUGUUGCUCGUGAUUUGUCAUUUACCUGAAUGUGCUGUUUUAUUGCUGAAGUUGUAUUCCAAUCAAAUAAAAAAAGUUGCUGGAUCCUGUA